UAGUUAUAGACGCCAAUAUACAGGUCAAUUUGGCAGUAUGGACAUCGGACAACCAACGAUCCCCAACACAUCUCAUAUUAAAUACAUCGUCCUGAUCAUUUAAGCAUAUUUCACUGUCAUCUCUCUGCUAAUAUUAGCUGUGUAUGUUGUCUUGUGGGUUACCAUACUACCGAAUUACUCUACCUCGUUUAUCACUCGCCGUGAUGGUCAGUCCUACGGGCGUCAAGCGCAAUGCCAAUCAUCUUGCUACACCAGAUGGCGGCAACAAGAAACCCAAAGGAAAGGGCAGUAUCACUUCCUUUUUUGGUCCCCCCCAAAAAACGAAAUGCGCAGACCUGAAGCCUCAGACUUCGUCACCCAAUUUCGAUAAGAAGAAGUGGGUGGCAUCAUUGACCUCGGAGCAGAAAGAAUUGCUUCAACUCGAAAUUGACACUUUGGAAGAGAGCUGGCUAGCACAGCUUAAGGAAGAAGUGGUGUCCCCGGAGUUCCUAGCUUUGAAGCGCUUUCUCCAGAAGGAAAAGCAAUCUGGUGCAAAAAUCUUCCCCCCGGAAAAAGACAUUUACUCUUGGUCUCGAUUUACACCCUUGCAUUCGGUAAAGGUGGUCAUUGUCGGGCAGGAUCCGUACCAUAAUGUCAAUCAGGCUCAUGGUUUGGCAUUCUCCGUUCUUCCUCCAACCCCUGCUCCUCAGUCUUUGGCAAAUAUCUAUACUUGCCUCAAAAAUGAUUAUCCUUCUUUCGAGCGACCUCCAAAUAAAGGUGGACUUCUCACGCCGUGGGCCGAGCGUGGAGUGUUGAUGCUCAACACCUGUUUGACGGUCCGCGCUCACUCAGCCAAUAGCCAUUCGAACAAAGGAUGGGAAAAGUUUACACAGAAAGCUCUGGACACCGUGGCUAGGGUGCGAUCCCGUGGGGUGGUCUUUCUUGCAUGGGGCACCCCGGCCGGGAAACGUGUAGGGGCAAUCAAUCGAGACAGGCAUUACGUGUUACAAUCAGUACAUCCAAGUCCACUGAGUGCACACAGGGGCUUUUUGAACAACGGGCAUUUCAAGAAAUGCAAUGAAUGGCUUGCGGAAAGAUACGGGGAAGAUGGGAUCAUUGAUUGGAACUUGACCCCAAAGACAAAUGCCAAUGCUCCCAGUGCCGCACUGCAAAAUACCACACCUGAAAAGAAGUCCUCGAAAUCCCAGCCGCCUGAAGAGAAAGAUAAAGAACCACCCCACGCUGACAGUGAUGACGAUGAAUUUGAGGAUGAUGAUAUUGAUGCCGUUGAAGCCUUAGCUGCUGCAGAAUCUGCAGACCAAGCAAACCCCAAGAGUGGAUGAAGUGAAGCAUCAAUGAUCUUCCGAGUUAUGAUUAAAGAUCUACUCUUGAUUUAUUUUUAUUUUCAUUUUUGGUUCAUUUCCUUCAAUUGGCAGGCUUGCAUGGAGUAAGUUAGUGUAUCAGCAAAGGUACCAUUGAGUUUUGUAAGGUUUAACUUUUAAUUCCAUGGCGUAUGCGAUCUUGAUGUCACUGGGUAAAAUCUACAUAGGGCUGCACUAGAUACAGGUACAUCCGGGUAGGCGUGGCCAUAACAGCUUCCAGCAAAGGCAAGGUCCUGUUUCAACUAUGGAAUAGGAGUGGUGGCUAUCAUUUCAAAUAGUUUGACAUGGAACCAAAUCAGUUAACUGACGUCUGGCAGGAAAGGUAUCAACCGAGGAUGAGAAUUUUCAACUUGAGAAAAUCCAGGAUACGGACUAUAUAGGCUUCAAUGGCAAACAUGUUUCCGGGAAAUGUCUACAUGGGUUCAAGGCAGGUAAAUCCAGGG
Molecule: messenger RNA, 1804 nt
Organism: Aspergillus wentii DTO 134E9
Lineage: Eukaryota; Fungi; Ascomycota; Eurotiomycetes; Eurotiales; Aspergillaceae
Product: uracil-DNA glycosylase
Exons: 3
Coding region: 204-1322 (372 amino acids)
Biological process (GO): base-excision repair, AP site formation via deaminated base removal; base-excision repair
Cellular component (GO): mitochondrion; nucleus
Molecular function (GO): uracil DNA N-glycosylase activity
Source: RefSeq, a predicted model, not a curated record